Messenger RNA from Hyla sarda, 951 nucleotides. RefSeq names its product taste receptor type 2 member 1-like. Gene Ontology annotation, cellular component: membrane. NCBI's taxonomy places the organism in Eukaryota, Metazoa, Chordata, Amphibia, Anura, Hylidae. Gene Ontology annotation, molecular function: G protein-coupled receptor activity; bitter taste receptor activity. The record is from RefSeq and is a predicted model, not a curated record. The transcript has a single exon. The coding region runs from base 1 to 951 and encodes 316 amino acids. Gene Ontology annotation, biological process: detection of chemical stimulus involved in sensory perception of bitter taste; G protein-coupled receptor signaling pathway; sensory perception of taste.
AUGAAUUUAAUAGCUUUCCUAUUUUUUUUUGCUGUGCAUUGGUUCCUUAUAUUUCUGGGGUUCCUUCUUAACCUCCUCAUUGUGAUGAUAAACCUUACUUGGUGGCUGAAAGGUAAAGCUCUUCAAUCCAUUGACAUCAUCAUGACCAGUCUGGGGUCGGUGAGGAUUUUACUUCUCUCCAUUUAUCUCUUGGGAACUUUAAUUGACUAUUUUAUUGCUCCGGUUGAAAACUCUGAAAGUCAUUUAUCUCUAAUCAUUGUCGUGAUGUCCGUGGUCUUCUGCAGCCUGUGGUGGGGCACUGUCCUCGGGGUUUUCUACUGUGUGAAGAUCACCACCUACAGAAACCACUUAUUCAUGAGGCUCAAGAUGAACAUCUCAAGCAUGGUGCCCUGGAUGCUUAUUGGGUCCAUGGUCAUUUCUAUGAUCUCCAGUCUGCCAUGUCUGUGGGGAACAUAUUCUGUAAAAUUCACCCACAUUGACAGUGGAAACACCAGCAAUAAUGAUGGAAUGCCAUACUUGAAAAUACAACACCUUAAUCUAAUGCUCAUCACCUUUGCAGGAUCCAUCCUACCGCUCCUCAUAUUCUGUGUUUCCAUUUAUCUGCUCAUUGCCUCAGUCCUAAAACACACAAGAAACAUGAACAGCAACAAUUCUGAAUUUUCUAAGCCCCAAAUGGAAGCCCACAAAAGCGCUCUAAUAACUAUGGUCUCAUUUUUGUUCUUUUAUCUCCUUUAUUUUGUAAACUCUAAUUUGCUUAUAUUAAGUUUACACAUAAAAAAGCCAAUCUUUACCUACCUGUGCUCUGUAGGUGUCUCCUCCUACCCGAGCCUGCACUCGAUAAUACUCAUAGCCAGCAAUGUAAAGCUCAAAAGAUCCAUCAUCUCAGCUCUCCGAGCCAUUCUGACCAUCAUGUUCUCUAUCAGGAUGUGUAAGAAGGAUUCACUUGUGUAA